CUGCCGCCCCGCCAGCAGGGGGCGCGCUCCGGCGCGGCCCCGCGCAACUACAAUUCCCGGCAGCCCUCGCGCGCGGCGCCGCCGUGACGUCAUCGCGGCGCCGGGCCGGGAGCGGGACCGGCACCGGGAGCGGGACCGAGCCAGGCCGCCAUGACCAAGCUGGCCCAGUGGCUCUGCGGACUCGCCCUGCUGGGCUCGGCCUGGGCCGCGCUGGCCCUGGCCCCGCCGGGGCUGCAGCCGCCGGCCCCGCUCCGCCAGGCGCUGCUGCCGCUGCCCGUCUACCUGCUCGUGGCCUUCGGCUGCUACUCCCUGGCCACCGUGGGCUACCGCCUGGCCACCUUCAACGACUGCGAGGAGGCGGCGGCCGAGCUGCAGGAGCACAUCAGGGCGGCGCGGGCCGACCUGCGGCGGCGGGGGCUGCGCCUGGGAGCCCCGUGAAGGCCCUGAGGGGGGCUGUGCUGUGUGUGACCCCGGGACACGGCGGGGACGGGGGGCUCCGGGCACCGGGAGCCUCG
This is a messenger RNA of Motacilla alba alba, 515 nucleotides long. RefSeq names its product dolichyl-phosphate mannosyltransferase subunit 3, regulatory (gene DPM3). The coding region runs from base 151 to 438 and encodes 95 amino acids. The transcript has 2 exons. The record is from RefSeq and is a predicted model, not a curated record. Gene Ontology annotation, cellular component: endoplasmic reticulum membrane; dolichol-phosphate-mannose synthase complex. Lineage: Eukaryota; Metazoa; Chordata; Aves; Passeriformes; Motacillidae. Gene Ontology annotation, biological process: GPI anchor biosynthetic process.